UCUUCUUUCCUUGGACAGUGGUUCCCUAGAGAGUUUCAGCUGGCCAUCCAACCGGCAGGCUGCUGAGCCCCUUUACCUUUUCCUUGCAGGUCUUACUGUUGAAAACUUAACCAUAACUGGUUUUUCGAGAAAAAUAGUCGAUUCUGUUGCUGCUGAUCUGCCUAUAGAUGUAAAUAGAAAUCAUCCAACCUUAAGAAAAUGCUCAGAGCCAAGAUUAUCACAUGGGGCCAAAGUUGGAAUAACUUUAGGAGUAGUAGCUGUGGUCAUGAGCCAUGCAAGAUGCUUGUAUAAUGGUGUUUAUAGAAUGAAAACCGAAAUAAGUGCAGCAAUGCUAAGGAAUGGGCAGGUUCAACUUACGCCUGUUCAAGGUAUAACAGUUGACAGAGCAGUGGAGUUUUCAUAUGAAGAGCUUUCAAAAGCUACAAAUGACUUCAGUCUUGAUAAUAAGAUUGGUCAAGGUGGCUUUGGUUCUGUUUAUUAUGCAGAGCUCAGAGGCGAGAAAGCUGCUAUCAAGAAGAUGGAUAUGCAAGCAUCAAAAGAAUUUCUAGCCGAACUAAAGGUUUUAACUCAUGUUCAUCACCUAAACCUGGUGCGUUUAAUAGGAUAUUGUGUGGAGGGUUCCCUUUUCUUGGUCUAUGAGUACAUUGAAAAUGGAAACUUGAGUCAACACUUACAUGGAUCAGGAAGGGACCCGCUACCGUGGUCUACCCGAGUCCAAAUUGCUCUUGAUUCAGCAAGGGGUCUUGAGUAUAUCCAUGAAUAUACUGCCUCUGUGUUUAUACAUUGUGAUAUCAAAUCUGCAAAUAUACUGAUUGACAGGAACUUUAAUGGGAAGGUUGCAGAUUUCGGUUUAACAAGGCUGACUGAAGUUGGAAGUAGAUCGCGUCUUGUGGGUACAUUCGGAUAUAUGUCACCAGAGUAUGCGCAAUAUGGUGAUGUUUCUCCAAAGGUAGAUGUGUAUGCAUUUGGUGUUGUACUUUAUGAACUUAUUUCAGCUAAAGAAGCCAUAAUUAGAGCAAAUGGUUCUGAUGGUGAACCGAAGGGACUUAUUGCGUUGUUUGAUGAAGUUCUUAGUCAGGCACAUCCAAAAGAUGGCCUUGUCAAAAUGAUUGACCCUAGGCUGAAGGAUAACUACCCUCUGUAUUCAGUGCAUAAGAUGGCUCAACUCGCAAAAGCUUGCACACAUGAGGAUCCCCAACGAAGGCCACGCAUGAGAUCUAUCGUGGUUGCAUUGAUGAAUCUUUCAUCAUCCAUGGAAGAUUAGGAUGUUGGAUCUUCUUACGAUUCCGUUGAGUCUCAUAUAAGUUUGUUGCUCGUUCUUGUAUGUAUCUUUUAUUUUGAUACUCUUAGGGGGGACGGAGCGCCCCAUGAUAACUCAUCCACCACGCAUGGAACCAUCACGCACACCGCCGCCACCCAUUUUGAAAACGCGUGGAACCCAAAACGCGUCAAAUGUUUCACGCGUUGUGAUUUGAAAAUUGGAACGUUGUUUUGACCGUUG
Helianthus annuus (common sunflower) is the source of this 1501-nucleotide messenger RNA. RefSeq names its product chitin elicitor receptor kinase 1-like. Lineage: Eukaryota; Viridiplantae; Streptophyta; Magnoliopsida; Asterales; Asteraceae. Gene Ontology annotation, molecular function: ATP binding; transmembrane receptor protein kinase activity. The record is from RefSeq and is a predicted model, not a curated record. Gene Ontology annotation, biological process: innate immune response; protein phosphorylation. The transcript has 13 exons. The coding region runs from base 266 to 1264 and encodes 332 amino acids.